CUGCACAGCGACGUAAAUGCAUACAUCUUUUUCAACUCUGGACAUUACGACCAAAUUAUAAGAUAAAAUGCAAAAAUCUUUUGGCUAUCCCUCCAUGCAGCCCCUGCUCUUCCUGUAAAGAGACUUGUGCCCCUACCAAAGGAGCUGAUGUUUCUGAUGCCGGAACCAUCCGCCCCAACACCAACAGAGACCAACAUCACUGUUCCAGUGGCUCCUGAGAUUUCUGCAGAGCCCUGUCAACCGACACUGCAUCCACCAGCUGCACCAACACAAAGUCAGCCAUUACCCAGGCCAUCAACGGUCCCCAGCUGUCCUCCUCCUCCUCCUCCUCCUCCUCCUCCUCCUCCUCCUCCUCAGCUUCCUGCCUACAACCAGGAUGUCAGUCAGUGGAACUGUUCGCCUCAGCAGAGGACCUGGAUGAAGACGGAGCUGGAAUCCAUGGGGCUCUGGCCAGGCUCCGUUCCUGUACGCAACCCUCUGAAGAUGGUGUCAUUGUGGCGUCGCCCUCCCCAGCCAGAGCUGAUUGACAGUGUUGAUGAUCUUCCCUGCGCCAAGUAUUUUCAGCUCCAUCCCUUUUUCAUCUGGAAGCCAGAAAAUGACAAUUUGAUGGGACGGCUGAGGAACAACUACACUCUGCCGUGUAUUGACGGCUGUGCUCAGCCUCAAAUUGCCUCUGCUGGUGUUGGUAGGCCUCGUGUGAUUGUCGGCAUCACCGGACAGUACUACUUGCUGUCUUCAAGGCUCUGCUGCAAAGUCUGCCGGAAGAGGUGGUAUGCCGACAACCCAUCCUGGCUGGAAAAGCUCCCCAAGAGGUUCACCAACCUGCUGCCAGCAGUACUGACUUACAAGAAAGCCAUCUGUAAGUCGGUACUGGACGAGCUCAGGCGCACCGGUAAGUCACCCACUGAUAUGGCAAAGCAGAUCACGGAGAUGAUGCACCUGAAAUAUGAACGGGCUGACCUGGCGUACCUCCUCAGCUGUAAGAACAUCAUGGAUGGUGAGGAAGGAAAGUACGACCAGAAGACAAUUACCCAGUUCCUUCUGCAAUUGAGUAUGGGGACUCUGAUGGCUGGAACGGGAUCUCUGUGUCUGCACACUACCUGACAGACUGCCUCCUGUGUGUCUGUUAAUGCCAAAUUGUCAUCCUUUCUGUUGUUUAUAAUAAAGAUGUUUUCUUGAUUCAUA
This is a messenger RNA of Trematomus bernacchii (emerald rockcod), 1185 nucleotides long. RefSeq lists its product as uncharacterized. Lineage: Eukaryota; Metazoa; Chordata; Actinopteri; Perciformes; Nototheniidae. The record is from RefSeq and is a predicted model, not a curated record. Bases 148 to 1104 code for a protein of 318 amino acids. The transcript is spliced from 5 exons.